CGGCACGUGCAAUUUGCGAGUCUCUGGGACAAAGCCGCGCAAGCAUAGAAGAUAAGCUCGACGGUCUAGGGUAUGGCCUUAACCAGGCUUACCUACUCUUUGGUGGAGCUCUCGUAUUUGUUAUGCAUGGAGGCUUCGCGAUGCUUGCUGCAGGGGCCAUUCGAUCAAAGAAUGCGGUCAACAUCCUGCUUCAAACGUUGAUGGAUGCCUGCGCGUCAGCAAUCAUGUGGUACCUCAUUGGGUUUGGAUUUGCUUACGGUAUUGGUGACAAGCCUAACCGUUUCAUUGGCGACGCUCUGUUUGGUCUCGCAAGGGCUAAGACCCACAACACUGGCAGCGGCA
This is a messenger RNA of Astrephomene gubernaculifera, 342 nucleotides long. The record is from the annotation of a GenBank genome assembly. Lineage: Eukaryota; Viridiplantae; Chlorophyta; Chlorophyceae; Chlamydomonadales; Astrephomenaceae.